GCACCUAUGAAGACUUGGGCAGGGGUGUGUGUCUCUCCUGUCCAGCACCAUGCACAGAUUGCAGGAGCAACACACUCUGCCUUGCCUGCCAGCCCGGUUACUUCCUCAAUGGAGGUGAUUGUGUUAAACAGUGCCCACAGCAAACCUUCAGUGACUCCAGUGGGUGGCGAUGUCAGACCUGCCACAGCUCAUGCCAGACAUGCCACGGACCUCAUUCAACAGACUGUGAUGUUUGUCUUGGUGGAAACCCUCCUCUACAUGGCCAGUGCCCUCUGCUCAACUGCCCACUGGGACAGUACUUUGAUGGUCAGAGCAGAGGCCUGUACAGUGUUGCGGUGUUGGUCGAAUUGCACAGAAGGUUUCUUUGAGACAGCAGAGGGGUCAUGUGAAGCCUGUGAUAGCUCCUGUCUGACAUGUGAUGGCAACAAGUCUCAGUGUCUAUCCUGUGCUAAUGGCCACUACCUAGAGAGUGGUAUGUGUAGACUCAACUGUUCACUGCGGACAUACCCUGCAGAUGAUGGUACCUGCAGACGCUGCCCUCCCCCCUGUGACGUUUGCUCAGAUGACAGGACCUGUUUCAAAUGCAGUUUCCUCUACCUGAUGCUGAAUGGUGUGUGUAAAGCUAGUUGUCCCAUGGGCUAUUAUGAGGACAUGGAAGAGGGCCACUGUGGUCAGUGCCACCCUACCUGUGGCAGCUGUUCAGGGCCCCUUGAAGAUGACUGCGAGACCUGCUCGAUGUUUAGCCCCAAACUCUACAAGGGUGCAUGCUCCAAAGACUGCCCCACUGGUACUUACUAUGAAACUGAAGCUAUGGAAUGUCAAGAGUGCCACCAGACUUGUAUGCGCUGUUCUGGCCCAGAAGCAAACCAGUGCACCCAGUGUGAGAAAGGACUCGUACUGGAUCCAAAUACAUUGUUGUGUGGCGUGACAGGCGACACAGACUGCCCACCCAGGACCUACCUCCACGACGACCAGUUCACCUGCAUGGGUUGCCACCGGCACUGUUACUCUUGUGAGGGGCCGGGCAACGGUCAAUGCCAGACCUGUGCCGUCCCCAAAUACCUUCAUAAUGGCACCUGUUUGACUGAGUGCCCAGCUGGUACAUACAACACAAGGCAGGAGGCUGACGGAACAGAGCUGGGAUUCUGUUUGCCCUGUGACCAUGCCUGUUCCGCUUGUACCGGAGCAUCGCCAAGAGAUUGCCUCACUUGUUCUCCAGGAUACCUGCGCCUCCUUCAACUCUGUGUCACGCAUUGUCCCAGAGGGUAUUACAGAGAGGGCCCCUACUGUGAGAAAUGUGACCAGUCCUGUGAGCUGUGUACAGGAGCAGGGCCUGAGUCCUGCAGGAACUGUCCAUCUCCUCUCCUGGAGCUGCAAGGCACUAAGCUGUGUGUUGAGCGAUGCCCACACCGCUUCUACCAGUUCAGUGACGUCUGCAAACAGUGCCACACCAGUUGUCAGACCUGCACAGAUGCCUCGCCUCAGGCCUGUAUGACGUGCGACUGGGGCAGCACUCUAAAGGACAAAGUCUGCUAUCCGCGUUGUGAGGAGGGCCGAUACUUCUCAGAAGAGGACACCUGUGAGCCAUGUGACACCUCGUGUAGACAUUGCACUGGACCCAGACCCGACCAGUGUCUAACUUGUCACCGGGAUUCUGCUCUUCAUGCUGUGGAGAACCGCUGCGCCCGCUGCUGUCAAGCUGAAGGGAAUGACACUGAUUGCUGUGUUUGUGACAGCCGCUCAGCAUUGUGUGUGGAGGCCCCCCAACCCAAGUCAGGAGACGGUCAGGUAACAGACCUGAAUAUGUCGUCUACAGUUCUGAAGCACACCUCAGCUGCUUUGCCUAUUGCCCUGCUGCUAGCACUGGGGUUGGCUCUGGCUGUGAUUGCCUUGGUCAAGGCCCGUGCCAGGAAGAGGCUUUGCUGGAGCCAGAGCUAUGAGAAACUCAGUGGCAGCGCCAGCAUGAACAUGCCCCACGGUGUGCCCGAGCCGGACAGUGGAGACGAGGUGGAUGUGGUGUACACCAGUAAAGGAGGAUCAGUAUAUCGGCGCUACAGCUUUGUCCAUGAGCAGGUCGCAGAUGUAGACCAGGAUGUGGAUGAGAGCACUUGUCUCAAUCACUCUUAGAUACAUCUAAAUCUCUGUAACUGAGCAUUGCAUUGUGGACACUCACAGGUAAAUAGUUUAGUUUAUGUUUAGAAGAGAAUGUAGUUGUAUUUUGCUUUGGUAUGUUACUUUUUGAGUUCUGGUGUUUGAUUUUACAAAGUGCCUGUACUUGUAUAAUGCACAUUCUUAGAUGAGGCAUUUGUGAGUAAACAGUGGGGAGAAAAUACAUAUAUGUAUAUGACUUUUUCUUUUUUUACUUGAUAUUAAACAGUUGAAUUAUCAUGUAUAAAAAUUGAAAUCUGCAUGAUUUGUUGUAAAUACAAAUUAAAUAAAAUCUUCUCCACUUGA
Messenger RNA from Micropterus dolomieu (smallmouth bass), 2454 nucleotides. Its product is annotated as proprotein convertase subtilisin/kexin type 5. Bases 7 to 2127 code for a protein of 706 amino acids. Lineage: Eukaryota; Metazoa; Chordata; Actinopteri; Centrarchiformes; Centrarchidae. The transcript has 11 exons. Gene Ontology annotation, molecular function: protein binding. The record is from RefSeq and is a predicted model, not a curated record.